AUUGAUUUUUCAUAUAGAGAAAAGACGAAACUUUUGCACAUUCGAUUGUGUUGUAGCGGUGCAUAGACGUGCAGGCAGCGAAAAUUGCACUACGUCACAAGCAAAGUUUUCUUUAAUCUUUGACUUUCGACUUUUGUACGGACAAAGGAAAUUCGAUUUGCUUCCUUAAAAGCCGGCAUCAAACAACGUAGUAGCGUUCACAGUGUAAUCGGUCAAAUCACAGCUAAACAGAACGAAAUCUCGCCGGCAUUGAGACUAUCAGCGUGUUUGUAGCCUAAAUUUACAAGAUGGGUAAGGAGAAGACUCAUAUUAAUAUUGUCGUGAUUGGUCACGUCGACUCGGGUAAGUCCACCACCACCGGUCAUUUGAUUUACAAGUGUGGCGGCAUUGAUAAGCGUACGAUUGAGAAAUUCGAGAAGGAAGCUCAGGAAAUGGGUAAGGGCUCAUUUAAGUAUGCCUGGGUUUUAGAUAAACUGAAAGCCGAGCGUGAGCGUGGCAUAACCAUUGAUAUUGCUUUGUGGAAAUUUGAGACGCAAAAAUACUAUGUGACCAUCAUUGAUGCGCCUGGACAUCGUGAUUUCAUCAAGAACAUGAUUACUGGUACUUCGCAAGCCGAUUGUGCGGUAUUGAUUGUGGCGGCCGGUACCGGCGAAUUCGAAGCUGGCAUUUCCAAGAAUGGUCAGACGCGUGAACAUGCACUAUUGGCAUUCACUUUGGGUGUUAAGCAAUUGAUUGUUGGUGUGAAUAAGAUGGAUUCCACCGAGCCGCCGUACAGCGAGGCACGCUAUGAGGAAAUCAAAAAAGAGGUUUCAUCGUACAUCAAGAAGAUCGGCUAUAACCCAGCAUCGGUGGCUUUUGUACCGAUUUCCGGUUGGCAUGGCGACAAUAUGCUUGAACCAUCUGAGAAGAUGCCUUGGUUCAAGGGUUGGACUGUGGAACGCAAAGAGGGUAAAGUGGAGGGCAAGUGCUUGAUUGAUGCGUUGGACGCAAUAAUGCCACCGCAGCGGCCCACCGACAAGCCAUUGCGUUUGCCAUUGCAAGACGUCUACAAGAUUGGCGGUAUCGGCACGGUACCAGUGGGACGUGUGGAAACUGGUAUACUGAAACCAGGUAUGGUGGUGAAUUUCGCACCGGUCAAUUUGGUAACUGAAGUAAAGUCUGUUGAGAUGCAUCACGAGGCACUCUCCGAAGCUUUGCCCGGUGACAAUGUGGGCUUCAAUGUGAAGAACGUUUCCGUUAAGGAGUUGCGUCGUGGCUACGUAGCUGGUGAUUCUAAAAAUUGCCCCCCGAAGGGCGCCGCUGACUUUACAGCUCAGGUGAUUGUUCUUAAUCAUCCUGGCCAAAUUGCCAAUGGUUAUACUCCGGUUUUGGAUUGUCACACCGCUCAUAUUGCUUGCAAAUUCGCUGAAAUCAAAGAGAAAUGCGAUCGUCGUACUGGCAAGACCACCGAAACUGAUCCGAAAGCUAUCAAAUCCGGUGAUGCGGCCAUUAUUAUGCUUGUGCCAACCAAGCCGUUAUGCGUUGAAAGUUUCCAAGAGUUUCCACCGCUCGGGCGGUUCGCUGUACGCGACAUGAGGCAAACGGUCGCUGUGGGGGUCAUUAAGUCGGUCACCUUUAAAGAGACAACCUCGGGUAAAGUCACAAAAGCCGCCGAGAAGGCACAGAAGAAGAAAUAACUAGAGUGCCAGCAGAACAUUAAAUCACAACAACUAAUAAGUAUGCAGCAAUUAAAGCAAAUACAAAUACAAUUUGUAUUAUCGUCAUCGUCAUCAAUAAUGUCGUUGCCAUCAGAGUCGUUGGAGUUGUCAUUUUUAUUACCGCUGUCGAAUGCAAUAUCGAUGUCGUGGUUAACAACGACAACCGCAAUUACUCCAAAAGCAACAACAGCAAAAAUACUACAUAAAUCUCAAAAGAAAACAUUUAAUAAGCAUAAAUUUAAAAGAAUACUACAAUUUACUAUUAUCAAUGAUAUGAAUAUGAAUAUGAUAAGCAAUUAUUAUGAUAGUAAUGCUAUGACAUUCAAUGUGAGCAACAACAUCAACAACAAAACAAACAUCAACACAAAGCACACCAUUGAACACCCAUUUAUGUAUGACUACAUCAAUUAUUAUAGACAUGCUUCAUGCUACAAUUACUACAACAAUAACAAUACCGAGAGCAUAAACAUAAACACCAAACCCAUUCCCCCCGUCACCUAUAGUAGUGAAAUUUCAACAACAAAAGUAAAUAUCUGCUCAUCAGAAAUGAUUAGCAACAAAUCGGCCUUCCCGCAGACAUCGGUUGGCUCUGGCAUAAUUGAGAAGGCAUCACCCCCCAUGCAAGUAGUCAAUAACAAAAUAAAAGACACUGAUAACAUAGAAACACCACAAUUUGCAACAAAAACUCCUUCAUGUGCUAUUCCAUGCCCAAUCACUACUUCAAUUACGCCAAUUUCUUCCACACAGUUUAUAGCCAUACGUGAAGCAGCUCAUUUAGCAAUCAAUACCAAACUAAUUAUGUUAUUAUUUUCAAUUGUAUACUAUAUUUAUAACUUUCUUAAUCUAUACCGUCAUCGCAAAUCGUUUCGCAGGAAAUCUGGUUAUAACGUUUUGUUGAAAACAAACCCAAUGUCCACAACUAUCCCAUACAAUAUCGACAUUAACGCACUUAGCAAGUGGUCAUACAUUUCAUAAUUAGAAUGUCCAACCAAUAAGUUUCAUAGAUGAUGCACGCUCAUCACGAUUUAUGCAGCAAACAAUGUCAGCUUAUCCCUUAUCGUAUUCCCUCAUUAUAUUAGUGAUCACAAGUGUACAUUUGAAUGUAUGCGAAUUCAUAAAUUUCCUAUUACCGAUAUGAAUGCAUACGUUUGUAUUGUAUUGUAGAUGUAUUUCAACACCAAACUGUGAGACUCAAUCGAAUUGAAUUCAUUUUGUUAUUAAUUCAUAUAAUUAUUAUUAAGUUUUUUAUAUAUGGUAUUGUGAAACCCAACCAAAGUUGGUAAUACUCUUAAUCGCCCUAUCCAACAUAAACAACAAACACACGCACUCCAAUUACAACAACAUAAACUUUUACAGAUUAGCCAUUUUAUGCAAUACACUCCAACCACUUGGACAUCAUACAAAUGCAAAAGUAUCAAUUUACACGCCAUUAACACUUUACAACCUGCUUAUUUGGACCAAUCAAACUGUGUGCAAAUAAGCAAAAACCCCAAAACUGACAUGCAACUCGCGAAAAUUAAAGGCCAAAUAGUUUUGUUGCGCCUGUCAUCAAGUUCUGUUAUUCCGCAAACUUGUUGUCAAGGUCAUACAUAUACAUACAUACAUAUGUAAUCAAAACAUGCAAAGAAAGCAUAAAAUGCAAAGACACAUACACAAACACACCUCAAUGGAUGCACACACACACACACAUACAGACAUACAAUACAACUAAUCACUUGAAUGCAUAAAUGCAAAGCAUGAAUAGACAGUGAAUGUGUACUAAUUAAAAUUAAUAAACGAAAAUCCCAAAAAUACAUACAUAUAUGAAAAUAAAUAUAAAUAAAUGUAAAAGCUGGAGUUGCUUAAAUAAAGAUGAAACAUUUCAAUGGUAUGAUUGAAAUCAACAA
Messenger RNA from Bactrocera tryoni, 3583 nucleotides. It is a transcript of the gene eEF1alpha2, whose product is annotated as elongation factor 1-alpha 2. Gene Ontology annotation, molecular function: translation elongation factor activity; GTP binding; GTPase activity. The record is from RefSeq and is a predicted model, not a curated record. The transcript has 5 exons. Bases 288 to 1676 code for a protein of 462 amino acids. NCBI's taxonomy places the organism in Eukaryota, Metazoa, Arthropoda, Insecta, Diptera, Tephritidae. Gene Ontology annotation, biological process: translation; translational elongation.